AUGCAUUCUCAUGAAGACUUUGUGAAGUCUUCUGUUCUGUCACGUCAACUCGGUGUAAGAAGUCGAGCUAUGAUGGCUAUGGUGGUUGGUGAUAGGUGCAACACAGAUUUGGGGAUUUGCCAUGGCAAAGCAAAUUGUAAGUCAAAAUGCUCUGUAAUUUAUCAAGGUGGACAGGGACUUUGCGAGCAAAAUGGAGAUUGCCAUGACAUUCAAUGCAAUUCUGAUUGUGCAUUCCUGUUCCCUGGCAAAGGAACUACUGGAUAUUGUUUUAGCAAACCAGAGACCAACUAUGCUAAUUGUUAUCAAAAUGAAUUGGAGGCAAGUCAUCUUAAAACUGAAGACAAGCAAAUUUUCAGUGACUUAUUUGAAAUUGUUAGAAUAUUUCAUGUGAAGGAGGAUAUUAGACUUGGCUGA
Messenger RNA from Sphenostylis stenocarpa, 414 nucleotides. Lineage: Eukaryota; Viridiplantae; Streptophyta; Magnoliopsida; Fabales; Fabaceae. The record is from the annotation of a GenBank genome assembly.